AUGCCCCGCAGCGUCCCUUCGCCGAGGGGCUCGAGGGCAAGCGGAGACGUCCCAGCAAACGCCUCGCGUCGGUCAGCGUCCCUGACGUCGAGGUCUUCGUCGGCUCAGGGCCCGCACUCGGGCUGCAGUGAGCGAUACAAGAAGGGCAGCUCUGAAUCCUCUGCGACCCGCCGCCGGCUUCGACGAACACGCGGGAAUUCGAAGAGGCACUACACCGCACACGCCUGCCGCUUCUCUCCUUAUCGGCCCCCCUCAGCCGCCAUGUUGGAUCCCUUCCCCAAUUCGAGAAUCAACUCGCUCUGCAUUGUAGGUCUUUCCACCCUUUUGACGGUCCACCGCACCGGCGUUCGACUUUAUUGGGAGCGACAGCUUCCUACUUUGGCGCCGCCCUCGACACUGAAGAUGCUUGCAAGCCGUCUUUCCAGCAACGCUGCCGCCACCAGCGCAUCGCCUGCUGCGGUGCCGCACGGCGUCCACGAGGCGACAGGCGUGUUCGAGCUGAUGGAAACGCGCCAUGAGUUCCAGGUUCGCGAGUCGUACCUGUGCGCGGCAAUGCAGCCGGUCCUUGUCAGCGGCUCUCUCUUCCUCUCCAAGUGGAGUCGCUACUUCUGCGUCGCGUCCGGCAGCGACCGCAUCGUGCACGGCGUGUCCGUCAUGAGCAGCGGAGCGCACUUCUGCCUGAACCACACGCAGCACCAGACGAGCAAGGUAGUGUGCAUGCAGUGCACGCAGCUUGCUCUCGAGCCGUGUCAACCGCUUUCCUUGACACCUGCGGUGGUGAGCGUCGAUGAGGUGGGCACGGUGGUGCUCUUUGACAUUGAGCGGGAGGCGGCGUCCGUCCUGGAGCAGGCACCGCUGUGGUAUCGGCAGACCGACGCGCGCCCGAAAGAAACGGGCGCGGCUGCAAACCCCAGCGAAGCCACGAAUUCCACUGGGAAUAGCGGCGGGCAUGCCGGCCGCGGUCACCACCAGACCCCUCUGCGGCACCAAUACCUCACGCCAGAAGAGGAGGACCACGUCCUGAACACCAUAGAGAAGGCGGCCAUGUCGGAGCGCGUCCUCUACCACCUCGAGCACGGCGUCGCCACGCGCGUCUCUCUCGUCGGACCGUGUGUGGAGCUGUGCAACCGCUGUCACAACGCCUUCUCGCGAUCGACGUCAUCACGGGGGUACAAGCUGGUGAGCUUGUACCUCUGCUCGCGUGCACGAGACGUGCCCGCUGGUGCGACGCCACCGGAGCAGGUGGGCGACGGCGACGGUGGCGUGGCUGCCGAACUCAACGUAGUUCUUCUCAGGGUCCUGUGGGGUCCUCGCCGCGCCUUUGUGCUGGAGGAGGUGCACCUUAUGCACGAGGUGGCACCGAUGGACGUGUGCGAUGCUGGCAUUGCCAUGAGCUCCCCCCCAUACGAGGUGGGCAUGCCCAUGACGCUCUUACUGACGAGACCCGCACUGGAGCUGUGGAGGCUGUGCGGGUGCACGGGAGACCGUAUCGAGACGUGUCGGGUUUACGCCGCCAACGGCGACGGCCCCCGCCGUGGCUCUCGCCGUGACGCCUCGGAAUGGCUCCUUCAGUGGGUACCCCUCGGCCGCCACCGACUAGUAGUCGAGAAAUCCACAGACAGCGAGGAGGAGAAUUCUUGGUCCUGUACGGUGGCAGUGACGAGCAAUGACAUAGUCCUGCUGCUUGGCAGCGCACCGAUGCCCGUGGAUCGCGACGCGCUGGGGGAAACGGUACUGGUCGCCGCUUCUCACGUCGGUGAUCAAGGUAAUGGGGCAACGAGGAGAGACCUGGCGGCGGAACCAUUCAAGGACACGGACCUGGAGGCCUGGCUGGAUGAUAUCACCGUCCCUGAUUCGCUGCCGCCGUCGUCGCCGCCGGCGGCAGAGAGCGGCUUAGCCGUUCCUGCAACCGCUAACGCUGCUGAGGCACCAGCCGCGGGAAGUAGGGCUACGGACGACGGUGGCGACAACGACGACGUCUCGGCAGCCCGUGACGCCGUUACUUUUCCGUACACGGUGCUGAUGGAGCUGUACGCCCCUCAGAGGUUCCACAGCAGCUGCACGCCUGAGAACACGUCUCCCGUCUCGACAGUUGUGCUGUCUGUGGUGCCAGACUGGACGGCGAAUCGCCUGCUGCUCUUCAUGGCGGACCAGGAAACGCUUCUGAGCGUGCCGCUACCGUUUGUGGAACGCGUGGGUACCCUGACCGACGCCAAGCAGCACGAGGAAGACGGUCGAGAAGGGAGUGACGUUGCUGUGGGACCUUCUGCUCCUAGAGGCGAAGUGGAUGUUCCAUUGUCGUCGCCCUCGACUGCCCAUGACCGCCACGCCACAUCGCAGGAGGCUCAAGCAGGUGGCAUGAUCCAGUAUUUCAAGGGUGCCUCGAUGCAGCUCUGGGGCUCAUCCGCACCCUUACACUUUUUUCACUUGGACGCCUCCGGCGGCGAGGCCGCCAGAGCCCCACCAGUGCUUAGUGCAUCACCAACGGAGGCGCAGACGUCUCCAGCUGGCGACCGCGCAGAGACACCGUUCUCAGAGACGACGGCUGUGUCAUCAUCUGCUACCGUCGCAGUCAGCAGCCGCGAGUCUCACCGCUUCUUCAGCUUAACACGCCCACUAAUGGCCGCUUUUUAUUGUCUGUCAGGCGAGCACGAAGAGUCAGCGUCGCCGGCCGUCGGGGAGAUGCCACUCAAGGCGUUAGUGCCGAGCGUGACACGGGAAGCGAAAGCUGCUGGCAUCCCGCUGUCUGUGCCGCCGAUGCAGCAGGCCAGCAGUGGUGCCAUCGGCUCUCCUCCUGCGUGUGCAUCGCCUCUGGAUGUCUCUGCUGCUGGUCAAUGCAGCAGCAGUCAGCGCCACCACCGCCGCGGCUCCUCGUCGGAGAGCAGCAGAGCCGGGAGCUCACGCCACCGCCUCACGCGCAAGCCGCAAUUCACGAGCAACGGCGCACCUGCAAGCUCUGCGGCAGCCGCGCAUGCUGUCAUCGUCGAAGAUGGCGCCGCGGCGAGGGCGUCAUACAUAUCAGCGCAGAUAGCUCUUCUGAGGGAGGGGUCCGAGACGCGGGGAGGCCGUGGAACCUCAGAGACUGGAGUCGUUGCUGACGAGAACCACGGCGCACGACACGAGCCCGCCUCGACCGUGUCACAAUGGCAGUAUGCGCUGUGCCGCAUCGCCGAAGUGGAGGAGCCGCUGGAGCGCAACGCGUUGCUCUAUGGAUGGAAGGAUGGGCACAAUGACCUGUACAUCCGCUUCUCGGUAGAGCGGGACGAGCUGCGGCAGCGGGAGGCGGCCGACGAGGACAGCCACGCAGGUUCUCCUUCACCACGGGGUGAGAGCGGUUCCAUCUCGCCUGAUGCGUCGAGGCACAGCCGCCGGACAGCCAGGCCACGCCUGACCCUCGGCCGGCCAGCAGACGUGGAGAACGGCGUUCGCUCAAUGGGCUUUCUCUCGCAGUACAACACUGUUGUGCACAGGCGCGCCGCAACAGCAAGCUACGGCAAUUGUUUCGACUUUAGCUCGUACUUUGUCACCCUGCAAGUGCCGCAACACAUGCUGGACGCUCAGGAGCACGACAAGUACCGGUUGGAAGUGGAGGACUUGCGUCUGCAGCAGGCCAGAGACUUGGCGAACCUCCACCCCUACGAUAUGGUGACCAUUUUCCAGAACGAAGAGCGGACAUCUUCCAAGGAUGCAGCAUGGCGGCCGCACGCCACCUUCCCCUACGACGAUGCGCAAGACGGUCAUGCCGUCGACCUGCAGCAGCUCAACCGCACUGCCGUAAGAGACCCCGCUGCGGCCGCGGUGUCGGAGUGGCGGUGGGCCGAUGCUUCGGAGGCGAGGGCGUGGUCGAACGAACACGAUUUUGCGCGAGCCUCUACAAACCGUAUCAAGAGCCUCGUAAAAGAACUGAAGGACUGGGAGGUGGGGCCUUGGGCCUACGCCACGCGAUGGCCGUCCAGAGAGGAAGAGCUGCGAGGCGACCGUGGCUUCGUCUGGAGCUCUUCCGAGGCCCCUGAGCACACGUGUCGCCGUCGCCGACUUACCCGCCUUCGUGUCAGCAUUGCCGAGCUGAAGCGUCAGACGGAGCUCAUGGCGUCUCACCAGCGAGAGCUGGAGGAGCUGCGAGAGGCGCUGGGGUUGUAG
Messenger RNA from Leishmania mexicana MHOM/GT/2001/U1103, 4140 nucleotides. RefSeq lists its product as hypothetical. Bases 1 to 4140 code for a protein of 1379 amino acids. Lineage: Eukaryota; Euglenozoa; Kinetoplastea; Trypanosomatida; Trypanosomatidae. The transcript has a single exon. The record is from RefSeq and is a predicted model, not a curated record.